AUGCCGGCAGCAAUGAAGGCUGUGACGUCACUGGUGGGAAGCCAAGGUGUUGUCUCAGCCACCGAGGUCCUCCUUGCUGCUACCGUCUUCUGCCUGGUCUUCCUGUUCAUCCAGUCCCUCCGAAAGCUGGCCCAGAACGCCCUGAAGACCUUCUCCAUCGCCCCCAGCCCCACCUCCUCCACCUGCCUCCUGGAGGAGCAUGUCUCCAAGGAGGCCGACUACCUGGUCACCAAGUUCCUGCAGCUGAUGGAUGAGGAGAAGAGCUUUGACCCUUACCGCUACCUGGUGGUCUCUGUGGCCAAUGUCAUUUGCGCCAUCUGCUUUGGCAAGCGCUACGACCACAAUGACCAAGAGCUGCUCAAUAUAGUGAACGUAAGUGACCAGUUUGGCGACGUGGCAGCUGCUGGCAACCCCGCUGACUUCAUCCCUGUGCUCCAGUAUCUUCCCAGCCGCACGAUGAGUUUAUUUAAAGAUUUCAAUAAGCGAUUCCUCCAUUUCCUGCAGAAGAUUGUCCAGGAGCACUACAAGACCUAUGACAAGAACAACAUCCGAGACAUCACCGACUCCCUCAUUAAGCAGUGCCAAGAGACAAAAGUGGAAGCAAAUACUGCCACACAGAUCCCUAGGGAGAAGAUCGUCAACCUUGUGAAUGACCUCUUUGGAGCAGGCUUUGACACUGUGACAACUGGCCUGUCCUGGAGCCUCCUGUACCUUGUGAUGUACCCCAACAUCCAGAAGAAGAUCCAGGAGGAACUGGACCAGACCAUCGGCUGGGAGAGGAAACCGAGGCUGUCGGACCGGGGCACGCUGCCCUACAUGGAAGCCUUUAUCCUGGAGAUGUUCAGGCACUCGUCCUUCCUGCCCUUCACCAUCCCGCACAGCACAACCAGGGACACGGUGCUGAACGGCUACUACAUCCCAAAGGACCGCUGCGUGUUUGUCAAUCAGUGGCAAGUGAACCAUGAUGAGAAACUUUGGAAGGAUCCACUGACCUUCAACCCAGACCGUUUCCUCAAUGCCAAAGGGACUGAAGUGAACAAAGCAGAUGGGGAGAAGGUGCUGGUUUUCGGCCUGGGGAAAAGGAAGUGCAUUGGGGAGCCCAUUGCCAGGUGGCAGGUCUUCCUUUUCCUGUCCACCUUGCUCCAGCAGCUGGAGUUCAGUGUCUGCGAUGGCAAGAAGGUGGACAUGACGCCACUCUAUGGACUGGCCCUGAAGCACAGAAGAUGUGAGCACUUCCAGGUCAAGCAGCGCUUCCCCAUGAAGAGCAUCAACUGA
Egretta garzetta (little egret) is the source of this 1275-nucleotide messenger RNA. RefSeq names its product cytochrome P450 1A5-like. The record is from RefSeq and is a predicted model, not a curated record. Gene Ontology annotation, biological process: hormone biosynthetic process; progesterone metabolic process. Gene Ontology annotation, molecular function: iron ion binding; heme binding; steroid 17-alpha-monooxygenase activity. NCBI's taxonomy places the organism in Eukaryota, Metazoa, Chordata, Aves, Pelecaniformes, Ardeidae. Bases 1 to 1275 code for a protein of 424 amino acids. The transcript has 7 exons.